Theobroma umbraticum is the source of this 1509-nucleotide messenger RNA. RefSeq names its product glycine-rich protein. NCBI's taxonomy places the organism in Eukaryota, Viridiplantae, Streptophyta, Magnoliopsida, Malvales, Malvaceae. The record is from RefSeq and is a predicted model, not a curated record.
CAUCUCUUAGCUUUUUUCUCUUUUUAACGCGAAAUUCCAGUAAAACCCGAUACGCCUGAAAAGACCCCCAAAGCCCAUUGCGAUCAAUUAUCCGAGCAAGUAGGGUUUCGAUCUUCCCCAAUUUGUCUCAAUUCCCUCUCUUUUUUCAAGGGUUUAGAGGGUAUCAGAAAAUGCAGGGAGGCAGAGGUGGAAGGGAUCCUUUUUUUUAUUUUGGUGACCAAUUUGGUGGUUUUGGGGGCUUUGGAGGCUUUGGUGGUCCUAGAAGUUUACUCUCCAAUGUCUUUGGAGGAAGGGACCCUUUUGAUGACCCUUUCUUCACACGACCCUUUGGAGGCAUGUUUGAAUCAAGCUUCUUUGGCCCCGGCCAAAGUCCUUUCCCUGCUAUGCAUCCAAAUGGGUUUAUUGAGCAUCAGCCUCCGGAGCCUAAGAGAUCAAGAGGUCCAACUAUCCAAGAACUAAAUUCUGAUGAUGAAAAAGAAGAAGCAGAUAAAGAGAAGAAAGAAAAUCCAAGAAAGCAUGGUAGGUCGAAUGAUGAACCUUAUGUGGAGGUUCCAGAUGAUGAAGCUGGACAGUCUGAGAGAAGGAGCAGGCAUUUGCAAUAUAUGAAUGGUUACAAUAGUUUGUAUGAUAUACAACAGCAACAGCCUCAAACUCAUAGCUUUGCGUUUCAGAGCUCCACUGUCACUUAUGGUGGUGCUAAUGGAGCUUACUAUACUUCAUCCAAAACAAGGAGGACUGGAAGUGAUGGGGUCACAUUUGAAGAAAGCAAAGAAGCUGAUACAACCACAAGACAAGCAACCCACAGGGUUUCUAGGGGACUUCAUGCCAAGGGUCAUUCAGUCACAAGAAAUCUGAAAUCAGAUGGUAGGGUGGAUACAAUGCAAACCUUGCACAAUCUGAAUGAAGAUGAGCUUGCUGGUUUUGAAGAAGCUUGGAAUGGAAAUGCUAGAAAGCAUUUGCCUGGCUUGUCUGGGAAUUUUAUUGGCCAUGAUAGUAUGGGGGCUGGUCGCGGUGGACAGAAUGGGCAGGCAGGUCAGGGAGGAUGGGCACUUCCUUCCAAUGAGUGUCCUCAGCAGUCAGGGAGAGUGAUGCUGGAUGCCAGAGACAGGGCAGGGCCCUCAAGCAGCCAGCAGUCUAUGAGGAUGAGAGGUUCGACAGUUUUGAAAGAUAAGAGUUCUUACGCACAAGGGAAGCGAAGGGGCUAAGUUGGAAGGCACCGAGUAGAUCUUGCAGUGAAGAGGGCAUUGCCUUUUCUCACACAGCAUUCUAUGCUUGAUCAUAGCCAUCUUUUAUAGUUUAGAGCACUUUGUUUUUCCCUUUAGUAUUCAGCUCUACAGUUGCAUAUUUUAUGAGGUCUGUUGUAGCGGGGUUUUUUGCUUUUGAGGUGCUUAAUGCAGAGAGGUUUAUAUAGUUGCUGCAAAUGAUGCCCUUCUAAGUUUCAAGUAUUGACACAUUAUGAUAUCGUGUUUUCAGUAUAUAAAGUUUGCAAUUUGAGAUGAUUGCGGAUUU